Naegleria lovaniensis is the source of this 1482-nucleotide messenger RNA. RefSeq lists its product as uncharacterized. The record is from RefSeq and is a predicted model, not a curated record. Gene Ontology annotation, biological process: proteolysis; peptide metabolic process. Gene Ontology annotation, molecular function: metalloendopeptidase activity. The transcript has a single exon. Gene Ontology annotation, cellular component: mitochondrion. Bases 1 to 1482 code for a protein of 493 amino acids. NCBI's taxonomy places the organism in Eukaryota, Heterolobosea, Eutetramitea, Acrasida, Naegleriidae.
AUGAAGAAGGAAAUUGCCAAGAAGAAAAAGCUUGUAUGGAUUAAUUUGGAGAAGGAUCUGGAUGCUAUUUUGACCAAUGUUACCGAAGAGAGUCUUAGAUCAGGACUCUAUGAAGAGGCUGUUAGAAAGUUCAUGACUGCCUCAGGAGACAAUGAAUUCAAUACCAUACUUUCAAAUGCUGUUCACGCCGCCAAUACUUUUGCUAAAUUACUUGGAUAUCCAUCUUUUGUUGAGUUAAAGACAGCAUGUUGUAAUAUGGGACGAGGCAACAUUCCUAAAUUAGACGAUGUUGUCCAAAUGGUUGGAGAAUUGAGAGACAACUUGGAUGUUAAGAAGGAAGUUGAGAAAUUGUCUGAACUGAAGAUUGCCAGAAUGAACGACCCUAUUCUCAAGAAAUGUUACUAUCACAAGUCAAAACAAACUCCAGAGGAUUUGAAACUCUUCACACCUGGUUUUGAUGUUAAACAGCUUUCCAAUCUCUAUUACAAUCGCGUUAGAGUGAACUAUUUACCAGCAGAUAUUGAGAAUUACCUUUCAUUAACCAACUGUUUGGAUGCUCUUUCAAAGACUCUAGCAACUGAGGUGUUCGGUGUUGAACUUGUUCCAGAAAAGUUGGCUCCUUCAGAAACAUGGUCACCACUCAAUAUUAAGAGGUUGAAUGUGAUCUCACAAGGAAAAGUUGUUGGCAAGAUAUACCUAGAUCUUUUUGAUAGAGAAAAGACAUUUAAUUAUGAUCAUUACUCGUACGACAAGGCCAAAUUUUUACCAUCUUACGGAGAAGAGGGUACAAAGAGCGCAGUCAUUCAAAUGUAUUUGAGAGACCACAUUUACGGCUUCCCUAACACAUUGACUGUUAAUCAAUUUAGAAGCCUAUCGGGAGCCAUUGGACAAGCUCUUUUCCACAUUCUUCAUGAAGCUUCUGCUGCUGCUCUUGAAGUGAGUUUGUUGAGCAAUGUGAUUCGUAAGAUCUUUGAAAGAUUGCCACAACAAGAAAGUUUCCUUUCUGCUCAUCUUUGUCACAAGGGAUCAAGACAACCAAUUCCAGCAGAAUAUGUUGCCCAAAUGGCUGCCACUCCAAGACAAUUCCCACUCGAUUUACUUCAACAACUCGUCUAUUCCGUCUAUGAAAUGGAGGUUUUCAAGCCAAUCGACGCCACACAAAGCACUCCAAUCGAAAUUCUCACAGGUAUUGAGUCACGUUUUUGCAAGCCAUACACACAACUUGUGCCUAACCUCUCCUUCUACUCGAAUAGUUUAUUCAGCCUCAAAAAUCAGCCAUUAUAUUUGGAUUUGUAUGCUGAAGUGUGUGCUGCUCAAAUUGCUGCCACCUGCUUGCCAAAGGAUUCUCUUUCCAAGUUCUCCUCUCUGUUAAAGACCGCUCUGACCACUGAGGCUUCCACUCAACCUCUCGAGUCAGUCCAAAAAUUACUAGGUGCUAAUAAGCCUGAUGUUUCAUAUUUUGUUAAGGAAGUUCAACAAUAA